CGGGGAAUCUACGUCAUCAAUCGGGAUUAGAACACACAAAAAUGGCGCUUGAAAACUCCACCUCGAGUGAGAUCUCAAAAAGACUUUGCCAAUUUUGUGCCAAGGAACUAUCAAACUUGAGCUCAUUAAGGCAGCACGAGUUAAGACAUUCGAGAGUUGGACCUUACAAGUGUAAAGAAUGCGGAUUAGCCUUUUACAGCAAUGCCAAUUUCAGACGACACGAUUGUAAACAUAUUAAAAUUAGGAAAUAUGAAUGCAGAACUUGUAAGAAGAAAUUUUUCUCAAUAAAAGAUUUGGAACGUCAUACAAAGAGAGAGGAGAAAAGGAUGAAGUACAAGUGUGAUCAGUGUAAUAUGCCAUUUGAACAGAAAGCGCAAUUAAUGGAUCAUAUGGGAACGCACACAGGUGAAAAGAGACAUAGAUGCAAAGAAUGCAACAAAUUGUUUAGGUUCCAAAGUAAUAUGAAUAGACAUUUCAAACUUCACAAUGCCUGCUUGUAUCCUUGUGGAGUUUGCAAGAAAGUCUUCAAAACAAAGCGCUAUCUUGAUAAACACCUAGAGAGACACAGUAAAAAUGAUUAAGGAUAGUAUUAUUUGGUAUGAACAGAUGUUUUACAUUCUAGGCUAAUUCUCUUUCUGUAACAUUCGAGUGAAAUGUGACAUCAUUUUAAAUGUUUUGUUCUGCUUAACAUGGUUAAUGUGUAAAUUUUCUGUCUUUGCUUGUACACAUUCAUUACU
Saccostrea cuccullata (small rock oyster) is the source of this 737-nucleotide messenger RNA. Its product is annotated as zinc finger protein 2-like. Gene Ontology annotation, biological process: regulation of transcription by RNA polymerase II. Gene Ontology annotation, molecular function: RNA polymerase II cis-regulatory region sequence-specific DNA binding; DNA-binding transcription factor activity. The record is from RefSeq and is a predicted model, not a curated record. Lineage: Eukaryota; Metazoa; Mollusca; Bivalvia; Ostreida; Ostreidae. Bases 42 to 581 code for a protein of 179 amino acids. The transcript has 2 exons.